UCAGGCGGCGAGGGCGGCGAGGGCGGCGGCGUUUCCUGCCUCCAUCUUGGGCGCCGCGGCCGCGGGCGGAAGGUGGGCUGCUGGGCGCGGGCGUCCCUGCCAGCCCCGGCUGGCUCUGCCCGCCGCCGACGGUUGGGGAGCGGUGCGAAAGGCCGUGUCGUCUUGCCUUGAAAUGGACUCGUUGAUAUCAGCCGAAUUGAUACGGAGCCCUUGGACUUGGGACCCUGGAGGAGUGGCACCUCUGUCCCCUGGCGUCCUCUUCGGCUGAGCCAUGGCGACCCCGGAUGUGAGUGUGCACAUGGAGGAGGUGGUGGUGGUGACGACACCUGAUACCGCGGGCGACGGUGUAGAGGAGGUGAAAACAGUGCUGGUGACAACCAACCUGGCCCCACAUGGGGGCGACCUGACGGAGGACAGCAUGGAGACAGAGAAUGCCGCAGCGGCCGCAGCUGCUGCCUUCACAGCCUCCUCGCAGCUCAAGGAGGCUGUCUUAGAAGUGAAGGUGGCUGAAGAGGAGGAGAGCCUGGAGGCUGAGGUGGUGUACCCCAUCACCUGCGGGGACAGCAGGGCCAACCUGAUCUGGAGGAAGUUCGUGUGCCCCGGCAUCAAUGUGAAGUGUGUCCAGUACGACGAGCACGUCAUCAGCCCGAAGGAGUUUGUCCACCUAGCCGGCAAGUCCACCCUGAAGGACUGGAAGCGGGCCAUCCGCAUGAACGGCAUCAUGCUCCGGAAGAUCAUGGACUCUGGGGAGCUGGACUUCUUCCAGCACGACAAAGUCUGCUCCAAUACCUGCCGCAGCACCAAGAUUGACCUGUCGGGGGCCCGCGUGUCCCUGAGCAGCCCCACGUCAGCCGAGUAUAUCCCGCUCACGCCGGCCGCGGCCGAUGUGAACGGCUCUCCUGCGACCAUUACAAUUGAGACCUGCGAGGACCCUGGAGACUGGACCACGUCCAUCGGGGACGACACGUUCGCCUUCUGGCGGGGGCUGAAGGAUGCUGGGCUACUGGACGAGGUCAUCCAGGAGUUCCACCAGGAGCUGGUGGGGACCAUGAGGGGCCUUCAGCAGCGUGCCCAGGACCCCCCACUGCAGCUCCGAGAUGCAGUCCUCCUUAACAACAUCGUGCAGAACUUUGGCAUGCUGGAUCUGGUGAAGAAGGUGCUAGCCAGUCACAAGUGCCAGAUGGACCGGUCCCGAGAGCAGUAUGCCCGUGACCUGGCAGCCCUGGAGCAGCAGUGUGACGAGCACCGGAAGCGGGCCAAGGAGCUGAAGCACAAGUCCCAGCACCUGAGCAACGUGCUCAUGACACUGACGCCCGUGUCCCUACCGCCUCCCGGGAAGCGGCCCCGGCUGGCGCGUGCCACAUCAGGGCCGGCUGCCAUCGCCUCCCAGGUGCUGGCGCCGUCCGCGCAGAUCGCCCUCGCCCAGGGCGUGCCUGUCUCCCAGCUGGCCAGCGUGCCGCUCGGCAAAGUGGUGUCUGCCCUGCCCGCCCCCGCCCUGAGCAAGGGCCCCUUGCAGGCCCCACCCGCCAGCGCCCCGGCCUCCCCGCUGCUGGGGGGCUACACUGUACUGGCCUCCUCGGGCGCCACCUUCCCCAGUGCCGUGGAGGUGCACCCGGACGCAUCGAGCCUCACAGUCCUGAGCACAGCCGCCCUGCAGGACGGCAGCACGGUGGUCAAGGUGGUGAGCCCACUGCAGCUGCUCACGCUGCCCAGCCUGGGUCCAGCCGUGCAGAACGUGGCCCAGCUGUCCCCUGGGGGCGGCACGAUCGUAACAGUGCCCACAGGGGCCGUCGAGGGCACCAUGGCCGCCCCAGGGCCCGAGGAGCACACAGCAACUAUUGAGGUGGCCGCCGUGGCAGAGGACCACGAGCAGAAGUAGUGGACACGGUUAGGCCGCUUGGGGGCGGGCGGGCCUCCUCUCCUGAAGCACAGGUGCUGGUGUGCUCGGCGGUGGGGGUCAGAGUACCCGAGGGCUGCUGAACCAAAGAGGAGACACCAAAAGAGGAGAGAAAAAGGGGCGCACGUAUGCCCACUUGUGAACUCAGUCUGCAAGGCCGAACGCCCCCUUUUUUUGGGAAAUACAUUUUUCCACCUGUUGCUUAUUAAUGCUGUUUACACGUGGGCUUCAGCAGAUCCACGGGAGGUGCCAAGCAGGAGGGCAAGGGAUGGCAGGUGGCAGCCAGGCCACAGAGGAGGCCCGAGCUCCCCGCGGCCCCAGCAGCACUGCCCCGCCGGGCCCGUUGGGGCCCGAGCCAGCCAGGGGAAGGGACUUUAUGACACAUGUCUUGGGAACAAGCCCAAGUGUGGACACUGGAUCCUAUGGAUUUGGUUCUUCCCCUGUCUGUCGGCUGCAGCAGUGUGGUGGCGUGUCCUCCACUCUGAGGACACCUGUGGCCAGCAGGUCCCUAUGUGCUCAGGGCCUGGGGCUGUGACCCCAACAGAAAGCUGUGGGUUGGGCCUCCCUCCACCCGGCACGCGGGGCGCCGCUGCACAAGAACUGUGAGUAUUUUUAAGUGAAUUCCUUCAGCUUUUAGGAAGAGUCAAACGAAUGCAUUUUCGACCAAAAUAACGCUGAGUGCCUCCUCUCCCCACUCCCGCCCCCAUCACUCUCGCUUCCAGUGCUGUAGGGAGCGGCCCCUGGGUGCUGCACCCACUGGUGCUGGGCGAGCUUGGCCGCUGUGGGAGGUGGUAGCUCCUGUGCCUGCCCACCGCCCUCAGCUGGGCCUCAUGAACAGAGCCGAUAGGUGGAGGGUUCGGGGGCACAGUGCCCGUUCAGACCUGGGGAGGCCCCGAGGACAUGGUGCCAUCCGGCCGGACUCCAGAGCCUGGGCCACAGGCUCCGCAUGGCAGCCCUGCUCCUGAGUGGCUUGGAUUCCUGCCUCCCAGCCCUCCAGCGCCUUUCCCGCUGGGCGGCGAGGCGGGGGACGCGGCACGGAGCCGUCAAGUCCGCUGAGAACCCAGGUCUCGUGCCGUCUCCAGCAUGUCAUGUCGUGGCCACUGGUCUUUGGGACAGGCCUGGCGCCCCAUCCCACAGCUCUGCGGGGGUGGGCUGUGACAGUCGGGCUGGACACAAGGUCGUCCUGUUACCCACAGCAGUCUGGCGUUAGUUGUCAUCUGUCCGUCUUCCUGUCACUUGCCCUUACGUGCACUCAUCCCACCGAGCGCCCCAGACCCUCCUCAGCCUGCCUUGUGACCCAGGCCCAGCCCCCCAUGUCAAGCUACUGAGGUUCUGCUUUUUGUCUUGUUUCCUGUUACAUGUUUGUCAUCGUUGUGAGUCAGCUGGUGUCAGGGCGAUGUUGACUUGGUUGUGUGCAUCCUCAUUUCCUAGAACUCAGUUUUACUUGGUUUGAGAAUUCUGUUACAUGUGGUUUUGGGGCCCACAGGCUGAUUCUCCCAGACAGCCCUUCUGCCCCACCCCUGAGGCCUCAGCACGCACCAGCUCAGACCAUGUUAAAAACACCUUGCAAAUAAAGAUGCUUCUUACCCUGGGAACUCUCCCUUGUCAAACUCCAACAGCCUGGCUUUCUAGACCUGACAUGGUUGCUAGGUUGGGUUUUAGGUGGAGCCUGGGUUAGUCUUCCUCUUUCAAGAGCCAGGUUGGGUUCCUCUUCUGCCCCUGUCCCUUAGGCUAUUGAGGCACUGGAGGUUAAUGUCAGGGUCAAAGGUAUGCCAGAGACAAGCUUUGGGGUUGACCCCUAGUGAUGUGUCCCAGCCUCAGCGCCCUGGGAGGUCCUGGCAGCAUGCCCUGAGGCCCCAGGAGCAGGUUCUGUCCUGCAGGUCUGCUGGCCCCACCACCCCAAGGAACCCACCCUCUGCUGAGCAGGAGGCAGCUCUAUAAGCGCUGGCAGCCUGGUCCCUGGGUCUGGGCCCCUCCCCUGUGUCUCCCCACUUCCUCCUGCGACCCCCGGAGUCCCAGCUGGUCCAGGCUGGCGAAGACCCAGGGGAGGAGCCUUUGGGAUCGCAUACAGAAGACGGCUUUUUAGUUAAGAGCUUUGGGUUUGUGUUACAGGGAAGAGGGAUUGCACUGGGCUUUGCAGAGUGAGCCCCUCUCCUCAGGGCCUGCUCCGAGGCCGCGGGCCGGCGGUGCUCCGAGCCACUUUGUACGCCAUUUUGUUAGUACCUGCUUGGCGUUUUGGUUUCAAAUAAAAGCGUAUUUCCUAACCGGUUGUCCGCCUCUUGCAAGGGAACAGUGUGACCUGGAGCAGGUCCUGGUGUCUGUCGUCACCUGCAGCGGCU
Messenger RNA from Trichechus manatus latirostris (Florida manatee), 4236 nucleotides. RefSeq names its product glucocorticoid modulatory element binding protein 2 (gene GMEB2). NCBI's taxonomy places the organism in Eukaryota, Metazoa, Chordata, Mammalia, Sirenia, Trichechidae. Gene Ontology annotation, cellular component: nucleus. The transcript has 10 exons. Gene Ontology annotation, biological process: regulation of transcription by RNA polymerase II. Bases 272 to 1879 code for a protein of 535 amino acids. The record is from RefSeq and is a predicted model, not a curated record. Gene Ontology annotation, molecular function: RNA polymerase II cis-regulatory region sequence-specific DNA binding.